AUGCAAAGAGAAUAUUUAGGAGAGGAAAUUGGUGAAAAAUACGAUACUGGUGAUGAGGAUACGCCGAGCAGUUCGGGUAGUGCAGGAUACGUAAGGAAACCUCCCAGAAGGUCUACUUUAGCGUGUGUUAGAUGCCGUAGAAAACAUGUGAAGUGCCCCGGCGGUGACCCAUGCUCGAAGUGUUCGGCUGCCAGAAUUGCCUGUGAAUAUUUGGAGCCUAAUAAGAAAUUAACAGUUUCAAUGAAGUAUUUGCAACAACUGCAAGAAAAUUUGGCUGACUUAAAAAGGGAGAAUGUUAAAUUACAAUCGAUAGUAAACACGGUGAAUUCCGAUGUAACAGAGUCCAAAAUUAAGGAAAGAGCUACAACUAAUGGAGAUGAGACAGCAAUUGAUGCUAGCUCAUAUAAGGAAGUACCACUUGACGAAGGCCAUGGUGCUUAUGAUAUUGAAAAGGAGACUACAGACGAUGUGGAUCCACCAGUUUCGGGUGAUGAAAUGGAACUCGUUUCGAAUUUUGCUCAACGUAGUGGUAGAUUGGUAGAAUCGCGAACGGGCCAGCGGUAUUUCGUUGGGUCAUCUUCCAUGACACUUUUCGGACUUGAAAUUCAGUCUUUGUUAUCAAAGUAUUUAUCACAUAAAGGUGGGAAUGAAGAUGAAAAUACUUUACCUAAUAAUGAAGAUUAUAAUGAAAAUCCUUUAUUACAGGGGCCACAGUCGAAUUUGGAUCAGAUAGACGUUCUACAAGAAGAAGGUAAUGCUUAUAAAAUUGUUUUGAAUAAAAACGAAGGUAAUGAUGAUAUUUCUGUUAAUUUCACCCUACCAUCAUACUCAUAUGCCAUAUUUUUAGUUGAUACUUUUAUCACUUAUAAUGAUGGUUGCUUUUAUUUCUUCAACGAAGGUAUGGUAAAGCAUGGAUUGAAAAUUGCCUACGAAGGUGGUGCAUUCUACAACGAUCGUACUUUGCAAACUAUUUGGUUUUGUAAAGUGUUAUUGAUCUUUGCCAUUGGUGAAAUGUACUUGGGAACUUCCAAUAACGUAAAUGGGAAUAAGAUCAAGGAUACUGCUAAACUACCAGGAUCGGGUUUCUUCGAAGAAGCCUCUCAGAUUUUUAGUUGUCUUUUUUCCAGUGGUCGUAUUGAAAGUGUCACUAAAGAAGGUGGUAUUGAAGUUAUGCUUCUGUAUGCGUUUUAUUUACAAGUGGCAGACUGUACAGUGGCAUCCUAUUUUUAUUUUGGUCAAGCCUUGAGAGCUUGUCUCAUAUCGGGGAUGCAUGUAGAUGCACAAAGAGAUAAUUUAACCAGAUUCGAAUUGGAACAUCGAAGGAGACUUUGGUGGACUGUUUAUAUGUUUGAAAGAAUGCUAAGUAGUAAAGCUGGUCUCCCUCUUAGCUUUACGGAUAAUACUAUUUCUACAGAGUUACCGGGCGAUUUUGAUAUGAGUAAACCGCCCCCCGGUUGUGAACACUACAUUUUCCCUGAAGCUGAAUACAUUAUCAACUGUGUGAAAAUCGUUCGAAUCAAUGCCCAAAUUUUAAACAAAUUAUACCAGCGUCAACCAAAUACUAAUAUUCUUGCAGCAUUAAAGAGUGUAGUCAAGCAACUUUUACAAUGGAGAAAUAAUCUUCCCAGUUUUUUGCAAGUGGAUUUUACCGAAAAACAUUUGAAGAUCUCACGACUCUGUGCUAAUUUAUUCACAGAAUAUUUUCAAGGUAUGAAUUUGGCCAUCAGACCCCUUCUAUUCCAUUUUGCCUCCGUACAGUUGAAAAAAUUUAGAGGUAGUAACACUUACAUCAACUUACAAAAUUACUCAAGUACAAUUUCUGCGCUUCUCAAUUGUUCCUUACAGGCAUCAGUCAAUACCAUUAGGUCACUUUGGGCGCUUAUGGACCAAAACAUGGUUGCGCUAUUCGGGUAUAUGGACAGAGAAUAUUUGUUUACCGCCUCUUGUACCCUUGUGUUGUUUAAUGCAGCUUUUGGGAUUCAUGAACAAACUUAUGAGCAUUUGGAUCAUGCUUUAAAUAUUUUCACUAAGAUGAGAAACCUGGGUAAUAAUCCUGCUGGUCUAAGAAGGAGUCAGCUACUAACAUUGAUGGCUAACUUUGACUUCCAUGGAAUAAUGAAGGAUAUGAUUUGUGCUCAUAAUGACUCGUUGAAACCAGAUACACAGUACGACGCCCAUAAUUUUAGAAAUGUUAAUAUCGUUUCUCAAACUAUGACAGAUUCUGCAUCGUUGUCAGAUAUCAUCAAUGCAACUUUGGCCAAAUCAUCACAAAUAAAUUUGACCAAGAAAGAAACCCAAAUUAUAGAAAAAAAUAGCAAUCAAUUUGAUCCCCUGAACACAGCCGAUGAUGGUGAACUGCAAGUUCUGCUUGAUAAGAUGACGAAAGUAAGUCAAACGGAUAAUAAACUUUGGAAAGAAAUUUCAGAUCAAGCUAUGUGGUUAGGUAGUGCUAUGGACCCAGCUAUUGCCCCAGGGAAUGAAAUGGAUUUUGGACAAGGAAAAGGUUCAAAUUUUUAA
Zygosaccharomyces rouxii is the source of this 2517-nucleotide messenger RNA. It is a transcript of the gene PUT3, whose product is annotated as Put3p. Lineage: Eukaryota; Fungi; Ascomycota; Saccharomycetes; Saccharomycetales; Saccharomycetaceae. Gene Ontology annotation, biological process: regulation of DNA-templated transcription; DNA-templated transcription. The coding region runs from base 1 to 2517 and encodes 838 amino acids. Gene Ontology annotation, molecular function: DNA-binding transcription factor activity, RNA polymerase II-specific; DNA binding; zinc ion binding. The record is from RefSeq and is a predicted model, not a curated record. The transcript has a single exon.